ACAAAAAAUAAAGGAGAAUGUCGACUGUGCGCACACCUUUCAGACGAUUCUCAAAGCAGACACCAGACACUACGGAUGGUAUAUAACCGGCUAAAAAUCAAUUUGCGAUUUCAGUCUAAUCAACGUACUCCAACCCGGCACAAGCUUUUUUUUUUAAAUACCUUGAAAAAAAAAGAUACUUUCGUUUUAUAUAAAAAAAAUAUCUAUCUUUUUUGUGUAAAAGUGAAUUUAAGAAAAAUAAACAACAAGAACUUCAAAAGGAUUAUUAAAGAAGUUAUAAAAGUGCAUCCCUAAGACAAUAAAUUCAAAAACUAGAAAAAAUCGAAAAAAAACGCAACUUUAAAUGUGAAUAUCUCAAAAACUAUCAAAGUGAUUUCGACAUACUAAACACUAAAAUGUGAAUGCUUUCUAAACGGAUUGCACCAUAUUCACACAAAAACAAAAAACUCGAAAAAAUAACCGUUAAACUCCUUGUUGGUGUCGCGGCCUUAUAAAAAAAAAACUAUCUUUUUUAUAAAAUUAAAAAUUAUAUCUCUACAUAAACGGAUUACGCGCAUAAAAGAUACCCAACAUACAAAAGAUACUUAUAAAGCUAUCCCAGGUAUCUGCUUAUUCACAAAAAAAAAAAAAAGAUACUCGUUACUUCGCGCACAGAAACAACAAUUGAAAAGUGAAAGUGAAAUUUCUUCUAUUACACGAUCACACGAAGAAAAUUACAUCGCCAGCUCGUCUCGCGUCUGUCUCUUUGGAACCUCCUAACCGUUCGCUCCGUUUGUGGUUUCAAGAGCACAACAAACUAGUAUCCAGUAUCUCUUGUUUGUUGAACUUCAAAGAUACUUUUGUUAUUUCCUUCAGUGGCAUAGUAGUAUUAUAAACUGUGAAUUUGCCCCCCAAACUUGGUGUUAUUACUUUUUAUUUUAUUACAAUUUUUUUUUUGUAUUUGUUGUUGUUGUCUUUUGAAAGAAAGGUAAAAUAAAAAAAAAAACCAUGUCCAAGUGUAGAGAAUACGAUGAAAAUGAUUCAAGCGUGAUGUAUUGCGGUAAUGUGGCGGUAAAAGAAAGUGAAAGUGAUGCAAGUACAAGCAGCAAAUUAUUAUCAUCUGAGACAUCUGGUAUCAUGAUGAUGACAGAAAACGGAGAAGAAAAGGGUAAUAAUUCCACUGCCUUAUCGACACAAGCAAUUGUACCGAUUUCAUCAUCUUUGCCAUCAAAACUUUUACGUCUUCAAAUGCACCAACGUCAGCAGCCAGUGCAACAGAAUGUUAUUGCAGUUUCUCAAAAUGGAAUGCAAGUUUACACGAUUAGCAAUGAAUUGCAACAACAACAUCAUGAUGAUCAGCAACAACAACAGCUUCCAUCACUAAAACCGAAGCACGAUCGCCAACAUCACAAUCUUCUUAUUGAUCUUGGUAAUAGUGGCGAUUCAAUGGAAUCAGUGUCCGAAGAGGAAGAUGAGUUAAAACCGCUGCCCAAGGAACAACAACAACAACAAUCGCCAGUGUUAAAUGAAAUAACAAAUGAUCGUUUCCAUCAUCAUGGCUUGCAUCAUCAUCAUGCAAUGCCGCAUCAUUAUCUUCAAUAUCAUCUGCGUGAUGAUCAAACGUCAGCAUCGUCAAUGAACAGGCGCGGUUCAUUUGAAGGUAUCAAGACCGAAUCAAUGCAGGCCAAGGAUUAUCAUCAACAUCAUCAGAAUGGCAAUACUAAUGGCAACACUAACGGCAGCGGCCUUGACAAUGAACUUGGUGAGAAUCAAGUGAUUGAGAUUGAUAUGUUGGAUGCAUCGGAAAUACCUGAUGAUCAUUUGUCCGAAGAAAUUGUUGAACAAGUUGAAUUUUAUUUUUCAAAUGAUAGUAUUUUAAAGGAUGCAUUCUUAUUGAAACAUGUUCGUCGUAAUAAGGAAGGUUUUGUCAGUCUCAAAUUAGUAUCAAGUUUCAAGCGAGUUCGUCAACUGACCAAAGAUUGGAGAGUUGUCGGACAUGCAGUUCGUAGGAAAGGUAAACAUAUCGAACUUAACGAAGAAUGUACAAAAGUUCGUCGAAUUGAUCCUUUGCCAAGUUUUGAUGAAACUAUGCCAUCGAGGACAAUUGUAGCUUGCGAUCUUCCCAUGGAUAAAUUGAGUAUUGAAAAAGUCUCCGAUAUAUUUUCAAAAUGUGGAGAGAUUGCUCUUAUUCGUAUUCUUAAGCCUGGUAUGGCUAUUCCAGUUGAUGUUCGUCAAUUUAUGAAUAAAUACCCUGAAAUGCAACAGAAAGAAUGUGCUUUGGUAGAAUACAUCGAGUCAUCAGCUGCUAGGAAUGCCAAGAACCUUCCUGGAAACUUCCAGGUCUUCGAUAUGGUUGCCCCGAAGAAGAAGACCGGAAAGAAAGCUGUUGGUGGAGGAGGAUCAGGAGGAGCUCCAGUUGUUAAAAUGGUUGAAAAUUAUAAAAACUACAAUUACGAAAAUAACUUUGAACGAGCACGUGGAGGAAGUUUUAGCCUAAAUGUUUUACCCAAUGAAACUGAUUUACGAUUUAGAUUACGUCGAAAUCAUUCGGACUUCCAUGUCAAGGGUGACAGCUUACAUCAUCAUACGCAUGCGCAUAGUCAUCAUCAAACAGCACAACCGCAACAUCAGCUGGCACAACAACAACAAUAUGCACAUCACGCACUUAGUCAUUAUCAAAGUCUGUCGCGAAAUAACUCUUUGGAGAAUGGCAAUUCCACAGCUGCUCCGAAUAAUAUGAACUUUUAUGCGUCAUCACCACGUCGUUUUAAUAAUACUGCUGCCAAUGGAGAAAUAGUGGCACCAGUUAGACGGUAUUCAGCUUGUUCGAAUGAUGGUUAUUCGACUUGUUCGGAAAUAUCACGUCGUCCAUCGAACUGUUCGAUGGAGGGUACGGAUUUGAGACGUGAUUCGGGAUGUUCGGAGAAUUGUCCUUGUUCGAACAGUCGUCGUGGAUCACAGAAUGUUGAGCCUUAUCGUAAACUCUCUCACGGUUCGGACUCGGAUUGUAGUCAACGGAGAUUUUCGAAUGGAUCGUUCCCAUUCGAGAGAACUUAUUCGAAUGCUAGUAAUGAAAUGGUAGUGAUGCCUCGUCGUCAAUCGAAUGAUUAUAAUAACUUUAGUCGUAAGCCUUCGGCAGAUUCUCAAACAGGUAUGCUGAUCGAGAAUGAACACACUUAUCGCAGAUUUUCGAAUAACUUUGAUCCAAAAUGCAAAAUGGCUGGCUAUGAGUAUUACAAUGGUAGACGUAUAUCAACAGAUUCCGGUUAUGAUCGAAGAUGUUCAUUUGGAUCAGAUUUUGAAGGUUCACCAAGAUCGAGAACGGGUAGUUUUUUGAAUAAUUACAAAACUGGAGAAUUUGAAGGAACACCAAGGUCACGAACGGGUAGUUUUUUGAAUGCAACUCAUAAAGCUGAGAAUGUGGUGAGAACACCAAUUGGACCGGAUGGUAGUAAGGGAUUUGGAUCGAGGGCUAGGAAAUUUGGACAAACUGUGGCGCCUGUGAAUUGAGCACUGUAUGAGGAAGAGAUAUUGGAGAAAAUAUAUAA
Molecule: messenger RNA, 3527 nt
Organism: Episyrphus balteatus (marmalade hoverfly)
Lineage: Eukaryota; Metazoa; Arthropoda; Insecta; Diptera; Syrphidae
Gene: Achl
Exons: 1
Coding region: 988-3489 (833 amino acids)
Biological process (GO): RNA processing
Cellular component (GO): nucleus
Molecular function (GO): mRNA binding
Source: RefSeq, a predicted model, not a curated record